Messenger RNA from Labrus mixtus (cuckoo wrasse), 8202 nucleotides. It is a transcript of the gene atp2b2, whose product is annotated as ATPase plasma membrane Ca2+ transporting 2. The transcript has 22 exons. NCBI's taxonomy places the organism in Eukaryota, Metazoa, Chordata, Actinopteri, Labriformes, Labridae. Gene Ontology annotation, biological process: calcium ion transmembrane transport; regulation of cytosolic calcium ion concentration. Gene Ontology annotation, cellular component: intracellular membrane-bounded organelle; postsynaptic density membrane. Bases 769 to 4542 code for a protein of 1257 amino acids. The record is from RefSeq and is a predicted model, not a curated record. Gene Ontology annotation, molecular function: P-type calcium transporter activity; ATP binding; ATP hydrolysis activity.
GUAGCAGUAGCAGUAGAUAGAGACAGCAGAGCCACGGUUACUGCAGCAGGAGGCAGGAGAGGUUGUCCUUUAGCUGUGCACCAUUUACCGCUGCAUUCUCUCCUGCUCUGAGAACGCGAUUCUCAUUCUCGUGCUCUCUCUCUCUCUCUCUGUUUCUCUCCCUCCUCCUCCCUCACCUUCUGUCCCCUUUCCCUCCCUCUCUUUCUCUAGCAGUGAUGGGGAAGACCACCAUGUAGAGACGGAGAGGCAGCGGAGGCAACAGCAGAAUAGCAGCAAUGGGAAGCAACACAUGGAGUGGUUUUGGACUGCAGCCGUGGUGAGCCUGAGACCUACAGGACUUGACACCACCAUCAUUUCCCUUCUCAGGACCUGACCACUGGGGCUUUCCAACGCUCACCUGGAUGCUCCCCACUUGUGUUUCAUCAUCCCCUCCUCUCCUCGUUUGCUGCUGCUCUUUCUCCUUUUCUUCUGUUUCUCCUCUUUGACGGUUUUGGUCUACUGAUAUCUGACAGUCAUUCCUGAACCAGCAAAACUGCUCAUCGAUUAACCCCCCCGGAUUCCCCCCCCCCCCCUCCCUUUUUAAUCGCUCUGUCUGCCUUCUUAACCUACAAGUGGCAUUCUUUUCCCCUUUUUUGGUUGGUUGCCUGCUUGAUACCUAUUUUGGAUUUUUUCAGAUGAGCCUGAGCUCAUCCCUCAGUUGUGCAAGCUUUUUGAUUGAUCUAUAAGCAAUAAGAAACACUUAUCUAUCUGACUUGACAAGCUGACAUCAUGGGGGACAUGUCCAACAGCGAUUUUUAUGCCAAGAACCAAAGAAACGAGGAGAACCAUGCGGCAGGCUUCGGCUGCUCGGUCAUGGAUCUGCGCUCGCUCAUGGAGCUGCGUGGCACAGAGGCGGUGGUCAAGCUCCAGGAGGACUACGGGGGUGUAGAGGGACUGUGCAAACGACUGAAAACCUCACCAACAGAAGGUCUCGCAGGUGCCCUACCUGACCUGGACAAGAGAAAAGAAAUAUAUGGUAAAAACCUGAUACCUCCAAAGAAGCCAAAAACCUUCCUGCAGCUGGUAUGGGAAGCCCUGCAAGACGUCACCCUCAUCAUCCUGGAGCUCGCUGCCCUGAUCUCCCUGGGCCUCUCCUUCUACCACCCUCCUGGAGAGAGUGGCGGAGAGUCCUGUGGCGCAGCAGCAGGUGGGGUAGAGGAUGAGGGCGAGGCAGAUGCCGGCUGGAUCGAGGGUGCAGCUAUCCUGUUGUCGGUGGUGUGUGUGGUGCUGGUGACGGCCUUCAACGAUUGGUCGAAGGAGAAGCAGUUCCGUGGGCUGCAGAGCCGCAUUGAGCAGGAGCAGAAAUUCCAGGUGGUCCGCGGUAGCCAGGUCAUACAGCUGCCAGUGGCUGAUAUAGUGGUGGGGGAUAUCGCACAGAUCAAAUACGGUGAUCUGCUUCCUGCUGAUGGUGUAUUGAUCCAGGGCAAUGACCUGAAGAUUGAUGAGUCCUCCUUGACUGGAGAGUCAGACCACGUCAGGAAGUGUGCAGACAAGGACCCCAUGCUGUUGUCAGGGACUCAUGUGAUGGAGGGGUCAGGGCGCAUGGUGGUCUCUGCUGUUGGUGUCAACUCUCAGACUGGAAUCAUCUUCACCCUGCUUGGGGCAGGCGACGUGGAAGAGGAGAAGAAAGAAAAGAAAGGAGGGGCAGUGGAAGAUGGACACCAGAACACAGACUGCUCCCAUCCCCCUAUCCACCCCAUCGCAACUAUAGCCACGGAUGGGGCUGCAGGCAUUAAUGCCCCUGGCAGUGCCACCCUAAUUAAUGGUAAAAUGCAAGAUGGCAAUAUGGAGAGCAACCAGAUUAAAGUAAAGAAGCAGGAUGGAGCAGCUGCCAUGGAGAUGCAGCCUCUAAAGAGUGCUGAAGGCGGAGAGUCCGACGAGAAAGAGAAGAAGAAGGUGUCCGGUUCGAAGAAAGAGAAGUCUGUGCUGCAGGGGAAGCUGACCAAACUGGCUGUCCAGAUUGGGAAAGCAGGUCUGCUCAUGUCGGCCAUCACGGUUAUCAUCCUGGUCCUGUUCUUUGCCAUCGACAACUUUGUAUUGCAGAAGCUCCCUUGGCUCCCAGAGUGCACUCCUAUCUACGUCCAGUACUUCGUAAAGUUCUUCAUCAUCGGUGUGACUGUGUUGGUGGUGGCCGUGCCGGAGGGGCUGCCGCUGGCUGUCACCAUCUCCCUGGCCUAUUCAGUCAAGAAAAUGAUGAAAGAUAACAACCUGGUGCGUCACUUGGAUGCAUGUGAAACGAUGGGCAACGCUACAGCCAUCUGCUCUGACAAGACAGGCACGCUGACCACCAACCGCAUGACGGCUGUGCAGUUUUACAUCGGAGAUGUGCAUUACAAAGAAAUCCCAGAUCCUGGAGCUCUGUCACCUAAAUCAUUGGACAUACUGGUCAACGCCAUCUCCAUCAACAGCGCCUAUACAACUAAGAUACUGCCCCCAGAUAAGGAAGGCGGUCUGCCGAAACAGGUGGGCAACAAGACAGAAUGCGGCCUGCUGGGAUUGGUACUGGACCUGAAGCGGGAUUACCAGCCAAUAAGAAACCAGAUCCCCGAGGAAAAACUUUACAAAGUCUACACCUUCAACUCCGUCAGGAAGUCCAUGAGCACUGUCACCAAAUUAUCAGACGGCAGCUUCCGCAUGUACAGCAAGGGAGCCUCGGAGAUUGUCCUCAAAAAAUGCAGCCAUAUCCUGAACGAAGUGGGUGAGCCGAGGGUCUUCCGUCCACGGGACAAGGACGAGAUGGUGAAGAAGGUGAUCGAGCCCAUGGCAUGUGAUGGCCUGAGGACCAUCUGUGUGGGGUACCGUGACUUCCCUGGUGAUCCUGAACCCAAAUGGGAUGAUGAGAACAGCAUCCUCAGUGACCUGACUGCCAUCUGCGUGGUUGGAAUAGAGGACCCUGUCAGGCCAGAGGUGCCUGAUGCUAUUAUGAAGUGUCAGCGUGCAGGUAUAACUGUGCGCAUGGUGACAGGAGACAACAUCAACACAGCCAGGGCCAUAGCCAUCAAGUGUGGUAUCAUCCACCCCGGAGAGGACUUCCUCUGCAUUGAUGGGAAAGAGUUCAACAGGAGGAUCCGCAAUGAGAAAGGAGAGGUGGAACAGGAGCGUAUUGAUAAAGUUUGGCCUAAACUCCGGGUUCUGGCCAGAUCUUCACCAACUGACAAACACACUCUAGUCAAAGGUAUUAUUGACAGUACUAUGGUGGACCAGAGGCAGGUGGUGGCUGUGACAGGUGAUGGAACCAAUGAUGGACCUGCUCUGAAGAAAGCUGACGUCGGCUUCGCCAUGGGAAUUGCUGGUACAGAUGUGGCCAAGGAGGCGUCUGAUAUCAUUCUGACUGAUGACAACUUCAGCAGCAUCGUGAAGGCAGUGAUGUGGGGCAGGAACGUCUACGACAGCAUCUCCAAGUUUCUUCAGUUCCAGCUGACUGUCAAUGUUGUGGCCGUCAUCGUGGCUUUCACUGGAGCCUGCAUCACACAGGACUCCCCCCUGAAGGCAGUGCAGAUGUUGUGGGUGAACCUGAUCAUGGAUACCUUUGCAUCUCUGGCCCUUGCGACAGAGCCUCCGACAGAGUCUCUGCUGAAGAGGAAGCCAUAUGGUCGCAAUAAACCUCUUAUCUCCAGCACCAUGACCAAGAACAUCCUCGGACACGGAGUCUAUCAGCUCGUUAUCAUCUUCACACUUCUCUUUGCUGGUGAGCAGAUCUUUGAUAUUGACAGCGGUCGUAAUGCUCCUCUGCACUCUCCGCCAUCCGAGCACUAUACCAUCAUCUUCAACACCUUUGUCAUGAUGCAACUUUUUAAUGAGAUAAAUGCCAGAAAAAUCCACGGUGAGAGGAAUGUAUUCGAUGGUAUCUUCAGGAACCCCAUCUUCUGCUCUAUUGUUUUUGGCACCUUUUUAAUGCAGAUUGUUAUUGUGCAGUUUGGAGGAAAGCCAUUCAGCUGUCAGCCUCUGGACCUGGAAAAGUGGAUGUGGUGUGUUUUCCUUGGGCUAGGAGAGCUCGUCUGGGGACAGGUGAUAGCCUCCGUACCUAAUGCCAGGUUGCGCUUCCUGCGGAGGGCAGGUCAGUUGACCCGGAAAGAUGAGUUACCAGAGGAGGAUGUGAAUGAAGACAAUGAGGAGAUUGAUCACGCAGAGAGGGAGCUGAGGAGAGGUCAGAUCCUCUGGUUCAGAGGACUCAACCGCAUUCAAACUCAGAUCCGCGUUGUGAAUGCAUUCCGUAGCUCCCUCUAUGAAGGCCUGGAAAAACCAGACUCCAGAUCAUCCAUCCACAACUUCAUGACACACCCAGAGUUUAGGAUAGAAGACUCCACGCCCAACAUCCCCCUCAUCGACGACACAGACGACGAUUCUGCUCGGAGGAGGAGGAAGUACUCCAGCCAGCCCUCGUCCCCCAACAAGAAUAACAACGCCAUCGACAGUGGCAUCAAUCUCACCAUUGACACCAGUAAAUCAGCCGCUUCCUCCAGCCCCACCAGCCCUCUUCACAGCCUGGAGACAAGCCUCUAACCCUGAUCCUAACCUCAGCUCUAACCUCUAAUUUCAUAUCCCCGCAGUCAGGGGGUAUCUCCUCCAAUUGCUCCAGAUAUUUAACUGCAACCUUUCACCUUGUCACACUAAGUUUCACCGAGUCCUGCUCAAUUCUCAUCUUCCAGUCCCCCUCCCUAAAAAAAGCCCAUUUAUUUCCUACACAGGACCGGCCCUGUGGCAACAUCUUCAUCUGUCACCUUAAUCUUGAGCUCUUACAGCUCUAUGCUCCUCUCAAAAGAGAAAAUCUAAAGUAAUACAGCAAGGUGAAAAGAAAAACGAACAACAUACAAUCAAAAAAGCGCAACAAAGCCACAAAACCUACACAGCCAUCCUGCUUUUGUGGUUGUAUGUGUACAGUGGCGCCGGUGGUGGUGUGUAUGAUCAUAUGCGUGUUAGCAUGUACUGAAUAAGCGUGCCGCUGACUGCACAUAUGUAUGAACCGUGUCGUUAGUGGCACCUGGAGGAGGAGGACGAUGAGGAGGGAGACACAGCUGAGGAGUUAAAAAUCACAAAACAGGACAGACUCCGCUUACGCUCCCUCUCCUCAACAAUAACGUUGUCAAUACUGAUAAUAGUUUAAUCAAAUUGAAAACAUUGUUAUUAUUCUGAUUCUCAUUCUGAUUAUUAUUGUUCUUAUUAUUGUUGCUCCUGCAUGAAUGUACAUUACCCAAGUUUUCUUUCAAAGGGUUUUGAUUUUAUUGGAGUUCUUCUGUUUGAUGGGCUAGGCUUUGCGGCGGACUUCUAUUUUAAAGACGGCUUAUCUGAGUUCUUGGCCCUGCAAAGUUCCUUCUUCUGUGUGGCAUGAACAUGUACCCAACUGUAAAGAUUUCUUUCAUCCAUAAACAUAAAUGUGUAACGAAACGGUAGGGCUCAACCUGCACAGUAGUUUUGCACCUUUCAGAAAAAGAGGAACGCAAAAUAAUAUUGAUGAUGAUAGCAUUUAUGGGAUAUAUUCUAUAAAUAUAAAUACAUAUAAAUAUAUUUAGAAAGAGUUUAUCUUUGUUUGUUGGCAUGUUGCCUUGUUCCUGCUUCAAUGGCUCAAAAAUACUUUUGACUUAUUUAUGUCUUAAAGAGAAUGUAAUUUGUUUACAACCUCGUAGAGAUCAACUUCCUGGUUUGUAGAAGGAGAGAGAGGCGGAGCUGGAGCGCAGAAGGACCAGAGCUGUGUUAGUGUGUUAUUACUGAAAAACAAUGUGCUGGAAUCUGCCUGCUAUCUUUUCAAUAUUGUAGAUAUUUUUAGAGGAUUGACGGACAUAAAGAAACCAAAAUAUAAUGGGAAACGUAGUAAAUGUGGAAUCUUAGUAUUAUGCUACAUGAUUGUUGGGAUCAAGGUGGAGUGGCUUGCCUUUUCUAAGCGGGGGGCCUCCUUUAUGUGACAGAGGGGGGAUAUUUAAUUCUUUUAUCACCUUUUUUAUUAUUUUAUUGUGGGGUUUUUUUCUGUGCUUUUGCGCUGGCCUAGGGUCAGAGCUUGAGUCAGAGGCUGAGAUAAGUACUCUAGAUAAACCUGCUUGUUCUAAGGACUUAAGGUUUUAAAAUAUGUGUGACCAUCAAAAAGGCUGCAAUCGAGUCAUAUAAGAAAUCUGCAAAGUUAUAUUUCGCUCAUUUGUGCCGCACGGGAAUCAGAAGUUUUGUUUCUGUUUUGAAAGAUAUUGUGUUUUUAUUUUUAUUUAAGUUGAUUUUCUUUGUUUCUUGAAAGGAAUAUCUUUUUUUUCCUCUAGCAGAGGGACACACACGCAGCCCCACAGAGCUGCUGGCAUUUUUAACACCUAAAAAAAAAAAAAAGGAAAAACUGACAAAAAAAAAAACAAAACAAAUCACAAAAAUGGAAUGUUGCUUUGAAUCUUUUUCUAUAUAUCUAAAAAAAAAAAAGAAGAUCCUUUUCUGCACUAUCCGGUUAUGAAUGAACAUUUCUGUGGUGUAAUUCUAGAUGUGCUUUUGUGUGUUUUAACCAAGCUUGUCUUCCUGCCGUCACAGAAUAUACAGUAAUCUAGCAUCUCAACUGUACUCACUAGUUGUAAACUAUUUAUUGUGCUUUGACCAAUCAGACAUGACCAGAGAGAAGUUCCAUACAGAAGGCACAUUAACCCUGUCUUAUUGCACUCAGAAGGACAAGGCCACUGAACUAUUGUUAUUUCUAUUACUAACCCAAGUCAUUGGCAAGCAUUACGGGAAAGGCUCAUUAUGCAACUUGAAAAAAAUUGAUGGUUUUUCUACUUUAAAAAAAAAAAAACAGUCCUAUACACUACUACAGUAUAUACAAUCAUUUAUCCCAGCACCUUUUUUUCUUUUUGAUAUCCUACUCCUCUGUCAUCUCCCAGUCGAUCCGUCCAUCUGGAGAGGGUGCACAAGCUUUACCAGUUAGCUCAGGCGUGUUGAAAAAGUCACUUGAUCCAUUUGAAUAAAAUAUGUCGUAUUUAGGUUGAACUACAACAGUCUGGAUUCUGAUAUUCUCCUAAGAAGCUGUUGGUUUAUUUUGGUUCCUUUUCAACAUUUUCAACUUGAGAAAGUAUUUGUUUAUUUGUCUGUACUAAAUGAAAACAAUAAACACAACAGAAAAUACAACAGCAACAACAUCAUUUUCAAUAGAAACACACACACACUCACAAACAAAAAAAGACUUAAGCCAACAUUCUCCGACCACUUUUUCAUCCGAGAGGACAUUCAGCUUUAAGAGGAUGCAAAGACCACGAUUGAAAAAUAAUCUUUGUAAAUACAGCAAUGAGUCCACUGAGGACAGUAACAACGCGGACUGAUGUGAAAACAGGAACUCUUCCUGACUACAUCUCCCAUCAAGCACCACAACAAGUCAUACUGCCAAGACAGCUGUUUGGCUGUAUGUAAUCUGUCACCGCUCCUGUCAGAAACACUUUCAAACAUCGUGUGAUUACAUCCAAUGAUAACACGUGUUGUAGAAACCAAUAAUUAUGUUGAAGAUGACACCGACAAUGACGAUGAUGAUGAUGAUGAUGAUGAUGAUGAUGAUGAUGAUGAUGAUGAUGAUGAUAAUGAUGAUAUCAAUGAUACUUCUUGCAAUAUACUCUCACCUGCCUCGAUGUACUGUAUUUAGCAGCAUGCAGUUUGUGGAACAAAGAAAAAGAGAAAUGCCAACAGAUAACUUUUUGGCAUACUUAGCCAUUUAUGGGUAAGUGAUUUAAGUGUUCAUCUUGUUUUUAUGAAUUUUUUUUUAUCUAUACAAUAAUUGUAAAUAAAGAACUCAAUGUCUUUUGUUCAUUUAAUACUAUGCAAAAAGUCAUGCUUUUCUGAUUGUUGCCCACCCUUAAUCCUAGAGUGUGUUGCUGGAAUGUUUGUGGUCUCAAAAGUCAGUGAAAACAAUGUGAUGUAAAAUAUUUUCUAGCUUGAGGACAAAGUUAAAUGAUGAUGAAAAUUCUUAUUAUUAUGAUACGGUGAGGAGGAGGAGGAGGAGGAGGAUGGUAACGGUGGUGACAGUGAUGAUGAUGAUGAUGACGAUGAUGAUGAUAAUGAUGACCUGUGACUCUUGCUGCUUGACUGUCCCAUUUACCACACUCCUGACAGGAGCGCAAGUGAAAAGAAAAAUACAAUAAAAACAAAAAAACGCAAAAAGCACUAAAUAAAUCUCCCAGAGCAGCAUGACCCAGCAUGGUGUGUCCUGGCCCCGUG